AGUGUCAGAUUCCAUGGGGUAACGGCUUGAUCCCACUAGACUGCUCCUCUUCAGAUGCCAAUUGCAAGUAGUAGAUUUCACCUAUACUUCUUAGCAGCUAUAAACUGGGGCUCCCAUUACCCCCUCCUUUGGUCUGAUUAAUUUGCUGAGAAGGCUCACAGACCUCAAGGAAACAUUUACCAGUUUAUUAUAAAGGAUAGUACAAAGGGUACAAAUGAACAGCCAGAUGAAGAGAUGGAUAGGGCAAGGUGUCAGGGGUGCAGAGCUUCCAUAACCUUUCUGGGCAAGACACCCUCCUGGCAUUUCCACAUGUUCAACAACCCUGAAGCUCAUCAACUCCUGUUGUUCGAGCGUUUAUAGAGUUUGAUGUCCAGCUCCUCCCCUCCCCCUUUCCUGGAGGUUGAAGGGUGGGGAUGAAAGUUCCAAUCCUCCAAUCACUUGGUCUCUCUGGUGACUGGCCCCAUCCUGAGGUUAUCUAGGGCCCCCAUCCUAAAUCACCUCCUUAUUAUAAACUCAGGUGUUAUCAAAGAGACCCAUUACGUAUAAACCAGGAAAUUCAAGGGUUUUAGGGGCUGUGUCAGGAACCAGGGACAAAGCCCAAAUAUAUUUCAUAUUAUAAAUAAAUAAUAUGAUAGUUAGCUAUGUCACACCCUCAUCUCAGGAGUCCAUGACGGUGGUAUAAGAUAAAGAAGGUCUUAGCACAUCUAGCUCCGACAAGGCAUUGGAAGUGAGGCUUUAAAGUUUCUGCAGAGUGGAAGGAUUGGGGGUGGGGGUGAGGGAAGAGAUCACCUGUUCCCAAAUCCUUCAAAUAAUCUCUUGUUAUCAGGGAGAUCCUUUGAUAACUUUGGCUUCACUCGGCAACUAGAAUAUUUCAUUUAAAGGUCUGAACAUUGUAAAAUCAAAGUAUGAUACAAACCGUUCUUCAAGACGCUUUCAAAUUGACCCAAGACAUGACCUCAACACCUUAUACGGCGUUCAUAUCUGCUUAAUGUCCCUUUGGAAAAGUUUUCUCUUGUCUCUAAAAGACAACCGCACUUUCCCAAAGCUGUGCUCUUAAGAGUUGGUAAAGGGACAAUUUGGUUUAUCCAAUAAUCAGAUUAAUAAAGGUAUACCAUUUCUAAGGCACGAGAGCAGGAAUCUUAAGCUGAGGUAGCCCUGGGACUAAAUAUGCCAUCCUCUUGUAUCAAGAUGGAGAAGACGGCCGAGGUUCAGGGAAAGAGCCCAGUGGAAGAACCCAACCUAGUGAGAGGAAAACGGGCACCUGGUGAAGGCCCCGGCCUCUACGCUAGGGAUGAGGGGACAGGCCUCUGCCUAGCCUGAGACAGGAGUAGGAAACUGGGGCAUUCACACUUUUAUGUGGCGAUCACAGUUCCCGCAGACUGUAGCAGAGCUGGGGAGCAGGAACCAGAGGUAUAGUCCCACGCCCACCCACUCUCCCCUCCCCUCCCUCCGCGGCCCCGCCUCCAACAAGCCGCUUCCGGUCGCGGGGUGGGGGUGGGGGGUGGGGGGUCGCCUGCGGGCUCCAGCUGCGCCUGCGCAGGAAGGGCGGGUCAGCGCGCCGGCGCAGUGCCGCGGUCACAGGCUGAGUGCUGCGGCGCGAUCCUUGCUUCCCUGAGUGUUGGCCCGGGAGGAAAGAAGAUGGUGCUGGAUCUGGAUUUGUUUCGGGUGGAUAAAGGAGGGGACCCAGCCCUCAUCCGAGAGACGCAGGAGAAGCGCUUCAAGGACCCGGGACUAGUGGACCAGCUGGUGAAGGCAGACAGCGAGUGGCGACGAUGUAGAUUUCGGGCAGACAACUUGAACAAGCUGAAGAACCUAUGCAGCAAGACAAUCGGAGAGAAAAUGAAGAAAAAAGAGCCAGUGGGAGAUGAUGAGUCUGUCCCAGAGAAUGUGCUGAGUUUCGAUGACCUUACUGCAGAUGCUUUAGCUAACCUGAAAGUCUCACAAAUCAAAAAAGUCCGACUCCUCAUUGAUGAAGCCAUCCUGAAGUGUGACGCGGAGCGGAUAAAGUUGGAAGCAGAGCGGUUUGAGAACCUCCGAGAGAUUGGGAACCUUCUGCACCCUUCUGUACCCAUCAGUAACGAUGAGGAUGUGGACAACAAAGUAGAGAGGAUUUGGGGUGAUUGUACAGUCAGGAAGAAGUACUCUCAUGUGGACCUGGUGGUGAUGGUAGAUGGCUUUGAAGGCGAAAAGGGGGCCGUGGUGGCUGGGAGUCGAGGGUACUUCUUGAAGGGGGUCCUGGUGUUCCUGGAACAGGCUCUCAUCCAGUAUGCCCUUCGCACCUUGGGAAGUCGGGGCUACAUUCCCAUUUAUACCCCCUUUUUCAUGAGGAAGGAGGUCAUGCAGGAGGUGGCACAGCUCAGCCAGUUUGAUGAAGAACUUUAUAAGGUGAUUGGCAAAGGCAGUGAAAAGUCUGAUGACAACUCCUAUGAUGAGAAGUACCUGAUUGCCACCUCAGAGCAGCCCAUUGCUGCCCUGCACCGGGAUGAGUGGCUCCGGCCGGAGGACCUGCCCAUCAAGUAUGCUGGCCUGUCUACCUGCUUCCGUCAGGAGGUGGGCUCCCAUGGCCGUGACACCCGUGGCAUCUUCCGAGUCCAUCAGUUUGAGAAGAUUGAACAGUUUGUGUACUCAUCACCCCAUGACAACAAGUCAUGGGAGAUGUUUGAAGAGAUGAUUACCACCGCAGAGGAGUUCUACCAGUCCCUGGGGAUUCCUUACCACAUUGUGAAUAUUGUCUCAGGUUCUUUGAAUCAUGCUGCCAGUAAGAAGCUUGACCUGGAGGCCUGGUUUCCGGGCUCAGGAGCCUUCCGUGAGUUGGUCUCCUGUUCUAAUUGCACGGAUUACCAGGCUCGCCGGCUUCGAAUCCGAUAUGGGCAAACCAAGAAGAUGAUGGACAAGGUGGAGUUUGUCCAUAUGCUCAAUGCUACCAUGUGCGCCACUACCCGCACCAUCUGCGCCAUCCUGGAGAACUACCAGACAGAGAAGGGCAUCACUGUGCCUGAGAAAUUGAAGGAGUUCAUGCCGCCAGGACUGCAAGAACUGAUCCCCUUUGUGAAGCCUGCGCCCAUUGAGCAGGAGCCAUCAAAGAAGCAGAAGAAGCAACAUGAGGGCAGCAAAAAGAAAGCAGCAGCAAGAGACAUCACCCUAGAAAACAGGCUGCAGAACAUGGAGGUCACCGAUGCUUGAAUAUUCCUGCCUCCCUAUUUGCCAGGCUUUCAUUUCUGUCCGCUGAGAUCUCAGAGCCUGCCCAACAGCAGGGAAGCCAAGCACCCAUUCAUCCCCCUGCCCCCAUCUGACUGCGUAGCUGAGAGGGGAACAGUGCCAUGUACCACACAGAUGUUCCUGUCUCCUCGCAUGGGCAUAGGGACCCAUCAUUGAUGACUGAUGAAACCGUGUAAUAAAGCGUCUCUGGGGAAGGCUUAGGACUCUUCCUCAGUCUUCUUCCCCGGGCUUGAACCCCG
Messenger RNA from Pan troglodytes (chimpanzee), 3458 nucleotides. It is a transcript of the gene SARS1, whose product is annotated as seryl-tRNA synthetase 1. Gene Ontology annotation, molecular function: ATP binding; serine-tRNA ligase activity. The record is from RefSeq and is a predicted model, not a curated record. The coding region runs from base 1639 to 3183 and encodes 514 amino acids. The transcript has 11 exons. Lineage: Eukaryota; Metazoa; Chordata; Mammalia; Primates; Hominidae. Gene Ontology annotation, biological process: seryl-tRNA aminoacylation.